GUCAUCCAGUCAACAACCGACAUCUUCAAUCCUUUUAUUAUACUGCCAGAAAAGAAACGAUUAUUUUAUUAUUUUAAACGUGAUGUAUAGAUAACCAGACAUACAGAGAUCUGUUUUAUUGGUUGCAUACUAUAUGUUCAGCUAUGCUGCUAUCACAGAAUUUAUUCUGUGCUGCUAUUUUAACUCUUAUGCAUGUAUAAAUACAUGAUACAUUUUUGUUUCUCGUAACUGGCUAAUUUACAUCUAAUAAUUUUAAUUAUAGAAAUAAUUCUAAUAAUAGAAGUAUGUGGGCAAAUAAGUCUUCAUAGGCAAAUUUUCUAUGUGGAAAAUCGAAUAAAAUCGAGCACAUUCUACAAUGACGGUGACAGCAUGGUGACAGUGUCAAUGAAAUAAAUAUUUUUAAAAGGUAUAUAAUAUUCGAGAUAAUAUUGUGGGUAUAGUAUCAAAUGCAAAUAAUAAGAAGAAUGUCUUCCGCUGCAAUAUCAAAAUUAAAAGACGUUGAUAUCGAUGCUAAAGGAGUUUUUAAAUACAUAUUACUCAAAGUAAAGGUACCCACUGCUGAUGGUAAACUAGAAGAUAAAACAAUAGUUCGAGGCUAUGCGGAAUGCCCUUUUCAUACUGAUAUAAAUAACAAAGUUAUAUCUGAAUUGGAAACAUUAAAAUCUCAGAAAAUUAUCCAAGAUUUUGGUUCUACAGUACUCGGUGGGGGCAAAAUUCAACAUGAUCCAGAUAAGAAAACCAUCAACGUAUACGGAGAAUCAACGGGUUAUGGUAAAGCAGACCAUCAACUUGCAGUUGCUAUUUUGAAGAAAGCUUAUCCAAAUUAUAAUAUUACUUUCUCUGAACCAUCUUCCAAGUGAUAUUUAUUGCAUAUACCUAUAUACGAUUAAAUACAUUUUUAUAAAAAAUGUAAAUUACAAUAAUAGUAGGUAUAGUUAUAUAAAAAAUAAUAGUAAUAUAUAAAAAAUUGUAUUGCUGGGAUGUUCUGUAUUCCUGUAGUUGCAAUUCUAACAAGCGUUUGUGAGCUUUGAGUAGGUAUAACAAUAUGUCUUAUAAGAGUAAAAAAUGUUAAUCGAAAACGAUUUUUUGGAUGCCAAUAUAGAUAUACAGAAUCUUAAUCUGCUCAUUGUCAUAAGAACUAGAGUUUCUUAAAACAAUCGACAGUAUACUGGGUUUAGAGAAACAAUCAGUGGUAUGCACCUGUGUGUGAUUUAUCCAUAAUGUACCAAGUGAUAAAAAUAAGAAAUAAGAACGGACUCGAUAAAUGUUUGGAUCAUAGAUGAUGUGUGGGUGUAAAAACGUCAAACCCGGUGGUUGAACUGCUGUGUCAGUCUUUACCCUUACUGAGAGAAACGAAUAUAUUAAAUGAGCCUGUAACCACAGAUUAUUAAUGAAACCUAAUACAGUUCAAAAAGGGAUUUAAAAACCUUUCACUGUGUCUAAAAUGUAUAUGUUUGUCCAUUUAAAAUAUGUAAGUUUAGAUUUCUAAAGUAGAUACCUAAAGACAAAUAAAGUUCAUUAAUAGAAACACCUUGUAGAUUAUUGUGACAUUACACAAUAACAUGUGGAAAUAAAAGUAGCUCAGAAUAUAGGUACCUACCAAAUCUAUUCUAUAAAAUGAAAAUUACAUUAGUUUGUGAAAUUCAAUAAAAUUUAUAUAUUUGACUUCAUAGCUAAGCCUAAUUUAAUGUAGUAUUUUGUAUUUUCUAUUUCUCUUUACUAUUUUAAAGAAAAAUUAAUUUAAAAUUAAAAAAAAAAAGAAAUGGAGAAAUUGAUAAAAUUUAGAACUAGAACCAUCUAUUGAAAUAACUCUGAAAUAAAAUUUAAGUAAAUCUGUAAAAUAUUAGAUAGAAGAAACUACUUAUCAAAUAUUGAUAUUUUACACUCAUACUAAUAGAUGGCACUGGUUACUUUGGUCGUUGCUAUAGCGUGCUGUGGUUUUCAAAAUCAACAUUUUGAAUAUAUUCCUUUCCUUACUCGGCAUUUUUAUUUGUCUUAUCAUUUAGAAUGGUUGUUGGGUGUUAUACAUUUUUGCUGAAAAUUAAUUGAGGAAGAAUGCUUUUAGUUAAUAUCUUUCAAAUGUCUAUUUUAAGCAAUAAACCCAUUAAAAACCAAUAGAAUGGUGAAAAGGGGGCUGAGGAAGUAACCAAUAGAAAUUCCUCAGAUAAUACAUUUUUAGCUAUACAGGGCCAAUCCUUUAUCCAUAGAUGAGUGUAAGACACCUCUAUUAUUAAUUUUUUUUCAAUUGGGGUGAUCAUGUUCAAUAUACCUACAGGGUGACAAAGUUAAUUUUAAAAAAAUCGUUUUUCAUUAUAUUUUCGUCGUUUUAAUAGAUGGCUUAAAAUGGGUAAACCGAAGUUUUUUGGGAUGGCAAAUUAUAAUUUGAGCCUAAAUAUCACCUACCUCUAGAGGGCACUAAUUGCGUG
This is a messenger RNA of Psylliodes chrysocephalus, 2426 nucleotides long. NCBI's taxonomy places the organism in Eukaryota, Metazoa, Arthropoda, Insecta, Coleoptera, Chrysomelidae. The record is from the annotation of a GenBank genome assembly.